Papaver somniferum (opium poppy) is the source of this 1804-nucleotide messenger RNA. RefSeq names its product putative F-box protein At1g53360. The record is from RefSeq and is a predicted model, not a curated record. Bases 42 to 1367 code for a protein of 441 amino acids. Lineage: Eukaryota; Viridiplantae; Streptophyta; Magnoliopsida; Ranunculales; Papaveraceae. The transcript is spliced from 2 exons.
GAGACAGAGAGAAGGGAGGGAGAAGAAGAAGAAAAGCGAUCAUGAAGAAGACAGAGUUAGGGUCUCCUCCUAAAUUUCGAUUCAUGGAAGGAGGAGGCUUUAGAAUUAGUUCUCCUAAUGCAACAGAAGAUGGAAGAUCAGACUCAGACCAUCUUGAUAACGAAGAAGAAGCGGUCGACGGCGUUUGUGAUCUUGUAAAGUUACUAGAAAUUGGCUCCAAAGUUAGAAAAAGAAACUUUCCGGACUGGUGUGAAGAAGUUCGAUAUGGUGGCAGCGACCCCGUAGACAGUAUGUGGGAGGAUUGGGUGGGUUCCAGCGGUGAGUUGUGGGAGCAAAAGAAUGAAGAAGAACAGCGGAAAGACCUAGAAAUACGAUGGACAUACUUGAAAGAUUUGCUAAAUCGGGAAGGAGUUGAUACCAGUAAUCACAGACCACUGCUGUCUAUGAGAAUCAUCGAUUAUGGUAAGAAGGAAUCAGAUGAAGGAAUUUUGGAAUUCAAAAUUGGCUCACCUGACAAAGGAUUGGUAAGUAUUAACAAAUUAGUAUUAGAUCGUGGUGGCUAUUCUCGUUGGACAUUGCCUAGACAAAGUGUGAAUGGUUUGCUGUGUCUUAGAACCUCUAGGAAUGAUGCAUUUCUUAUAUAUAACCCUAUCACUGGAGAAAAAUCACCCUGGGUCGAAAUUAAGAAUAAGCAGGCAAGAAAUCAAAUUGCGUUUGGGUUUGAUAAACUGAGUAAUGAACAUAAAGUCAUAUGCAUAUCAAGUAGUAAGUCUGGUAAUAAUCGAGUUAAAGAAGUUGUUGAAGUCUUUACUGUUGGAAAAAAUACAUGGAGAAGAAUUGAUGCAGUUCCACCCAUUGCAUUAGGCGAAGGUUAUGAGGAAAAAGUUCCUUAUUAUGUAGAUGGUUGUAUAUAUCGGCGGAUCCGGCCGGAUGUUUUUCACCCAUGGGUACGAGAACGAAUACUGAGAUUUGAUAUUGCAACUGAAAAGUUCAGAAUUAUUCCGAUUCCGGAUUUCGUAGUUGAUCCUGAGAGAUAUAAGUUCUCACAGACUGUUGAGCUGACAGAACUUGAUGGAUGCAUUGCUGUAUUGAAUUGGAUACGCGAACUCAAAAUUAUUCUAUGGAAAUUUCGUGAAGUUGCAGAUGGUAACAUUGAGUGGAUUGAAGAGGUUAUUGAUAUACCUCCACACUGGAAUGGGAAAUAUGAUAUGUCGAUUGAAGCUCUUACGGGGACACGUCAAAUCUUCCUGCACUAUGAAGAUACAGACGGCAUUUUUUACUACAACAGAAACACCAGGGAGUCCUUAAGGUUUCCAAUCUGGCCUGAUCGUGCAGAAUUUGAAUGGGAAAGGUUUAUACAAGUGUAGUCGACAUGGUAUGAACAGGAGGUGUUAGAAGAGUGACCAAGCUUGUGAUCGGGAAAUUAUUCCUGUCUGCACUCGAGUAUGUGUUUAGUUUAAAGAUCAAAUGCAUCAUUGAAUUUGAGUGGGAGAAGUACAAUGUAUUUGUAUUGAUUAACGGGAAGGGAAAAGCCGAAAACCUACAAAUGCAGCAGCGAAGGCCUUGGGCGGGUUUGGCCAUGCCAAACGUUUAGUCUUGUCCAGGAUAUUUUUUGCCUCUCAAUCUCUGAUUAGCGCUCGGUUGAAUAGGAAAGCUAGAUGCUGUACCAAAAGUGCUAGGCCCUAGUUUUGAGUCUUUUGACAAAUUUUGAACUGUGUAAUUUGUGUAGCUUGACUGCUAAACGAGUUGAGAGGUACAGGUUAAAGCUACCUGGUGAUAAAUCAACUUUAACUUUACGGCAAGC